This is a messenger RNA of Microsporum canis CBS 113480, 399 nucleotides long. RefSeq lists its product as uncharacterized. The transcript has a single exon. Lineage: Eukaryota; Fungi; Ascomycota; Eurotiomycetes; Onygenales; Arthrodermataceae. The coding region runs from base 1 to 399 and encodes 132 amino acids. The record is from RefSeq and is a predicted model, not a curated record.
AUGGCCGCGUUGGUUAAAUGUGAUGGCCCCUUGACCCUUCAGCCUGCAACCCUGAGCCCAUCCCGGCCCGGCUGCACCUGGUUGGCUCCCUGCGUGGUGCCUUGUUUUGGCGCGCGGUUAGAGACAGAAAGUCAGAUAUCCACCAACAGGCAGCAAGCUGUUCUCCUUCGUUCUCCCAACAGCAUUCUCAUCGAGGCUCUCCCGGCUGAUUCCCUCGUCUCUGGACCUUAUUGGUCUAAGGCAGCUCCCGAGGUAGUUUUCUGCCCCCAAAAGCUCUUCUUUUCUUUUCGAGUUAAAGCCGUCCGGUUCGUUCUCUUGCACACCCCCCGGCUGUCAAGCGCUGGGCCAUAUACCAGAGACUACGACAAAGAAGGCAAAUACAUGCCCUUGGCCCGCUGA